GCGUCGUUCCCCUCCUCUCUGUGCUAUUUUUACUAAUCUUUAUAAAAUUUUUUUUUUUGCGGAAAAUGGUGAAAUCUUAUCCUACGGUGAGCGAGGAGUACCAAAAAGCCGUCGAGAGAUGCAAGAGGAAGCUCCGCGGUUUCAUCGCCGAGAAGAACUGCGCCCCCUUGAUGCUCCGAUUAGCGUGGCACUCGGCUGGGACUUACGACGUGAAGACGAAGACUGGGGGCCCUUUCGGGACGAUGAAGCACGCUGCUGAGCUGGCGCACGGAGCGAACAGCGGGCUGGACAUCGCUGUUCGUCUCCUGGAGCCGAUCAAGGAGCAGUUCCCGAUCCUGUCCUACGGUGACUUUUACCAGUUGGCUGGAGUUGUGGCUGUUGAGGUUACCGGAGGACCCGAGAUCCCCUUCCAUCCUGGUCGGGAGGACAAGCCAGAACCACCGGAAGAAGGCCGCCUUCCUGAUGCCACUAAAGGUUCUGACCAUCUCAGAGAUGUAUUUGGCCAUAUGGGUCUCAGUGACCAGGACAUCGUUGCUCUUUCUGGGGGUCACACUCUGGGGAGGUGCCACAAGGAGCGAUCAGGAUUUGAGGGAGCAUGGACUUCAAACCCUCUUAUCUUCGACAAUUCAUACUUCAAGGAACUUCUGAGUGGAGAGGAGGGUCUUCUUCAGCUUCCAUCCGAUAAGGCUCUCUUGAGUGAUCCAGUCUUCCGGCCUCUUGUCGAGAAAUACGCUGCUGAUGAAGAUGCUUUCUUUAGUGACUAUGCUGAAGCCCACCUAAAGCUUUCCGAGCUUGGAUUUGCUGAGGCUUGAAAGGUUAUCUAUGGAUGAUUGUGAGAAAUAUAUGAUGUCAAGUUAAAAUAAGAGCAUCCUGGCUAUAUAGGUUGUAGGCCAACUUCUUAGUUUAUUUUGUGAUUUUGGUGGUGGUCCUAUUUUCUGAAACUUUAUGGGCAUCAGUUUGUUUUGAGUACGAGUGUACUUUCUUUUGUUUGGUACUGUUAUCCACCUAAACGGAUAUUGUGGCUUUGGCAUUUAUAUGCAUACUGGUUCUUGUCUUCU
Molecule: messenger RNA, 1058 nt
Organism: Asparagus officinalis (garden asparagus)
Lineage: Eukaryota; Viridiplantae; Streptophyta; Magnoliopsida; Asparagales; Asparagaceae
Product: L-ascorbate peroxidase, cytosolic
Exons: 9
Coding region: 66-812 (248 amino acids)
Biological process (GO): cellular response to oxidative stress; hydrogen peroxide catabolic process; response to reactive oxygen species
Molecular function (GO): peroxidase activity; heme binding
Source: RefSeq, a predicted model, not a curated record